AGAUCAAAUUAAAACCAACUCUUAUGUUUGAGCCAUAGCUCACAAGUCACAAAACAACAAGUGAUUCAAACAAAUCAGAAACAAUAAGUACUCCAGUGAUCUUGCAGGGGGAGGCAGUAUUCUAUCCAAGCAGACUGUUUGCUAAUAAUCUUAUGACCAUGAGGCCCCAGAAAAAAAAAAUCACAUGCACUAUUUUAGACUUCCCAAUUUAUUUCUACACAUAAAAUUUUAAAAGGGAAAAAAAAAGAGAAAGAAAGACGAGACCACACAGCAGCAGCUAGUGCUUGACCAGCCUCUCUCCCAUGUCUCCACUCCAGUCCAAGCCGAUUCACAUGCAUUUGUUCUGUUGCAUGUAUGCUUCCUCUUCCUCCUCUCCUCUCCUCUCCUCUCCUCCCCAUUUCUCAUCUUCUCUCUCUUUCUCUCUUACUCCAAUCUGAUCUCCAUUGCUCACCUUCCUAGUAGCUUAGCUGAUCUCAAUGGCGACAAUGGCGAGCUCAGGAGCAGCAGCAGCAGCCAUGGCCGUGUUCUUGGCAAUGGCGCUGGUGUUGAGUGGCACUGAGGCCAGGUUCCUGUCCAACAACAUCACUGUGGUUGGCUCUGUCUACUGUGAUGCCUGCUCCAACAACACUUUCUCCAAGCACAGCUUCUUCUUGAAGGGGGCCAGGGUGCUGAUCCAGUGCAGCUUCAAGGUGAACUCCACCAUGGCCGAGGAGCUGUCCCUGGAGGCGGAGCGCACCACGGACCAGAACGGCGUGUACAAGCUCGACGUGCCGGCCGCCGGCGGCUUCGACUGCCGGGAGGGCCACGACCUCCGGUCGGCGUGCCGCGCCACGCUCGUCCGGAGCUCCUCCGCCGCCUGCAACGUCCCGGGCCUCCGGGGAUCCACGCAGCACAUCGCCCUCCGCUCCCGCGCCACCAACGCCUGCUUCCUCAACCUCAACGCGCUCAACUUCCGCCCCGCCAAGCGCGACGCCGCGCUCUGCCACGGCGGCGAUGGCGCCGGCGCCGGCGGCGGCGCUGCGUUCGGCUCGUCGCUCUUCUUCUGGCCGUUCUUGCCGCUCUUCUGGCCGCCGUACCGGCUCCCGGGCGGCGGCGGCGGGACGGUGUCGUUCCCGUGGCCGUUCCCCGUGCCGGACUGGCUGGUGCCAUUCCUGCGGCCGCCGUUCUUGCCAUUCACGCUGUACCAGCCGGCGCCGGCGGGCUCCGCGCCGCCGCCGUUCUACCGCUUCCCGCCUUCCCAAGAAGCAUCACCAUCUCAGCCUUAGACCUGAAAAAGUACAAAAAAAAAACUUGCCAAGAUUAAUCCUAGAUUCUUCAUGUUUAGCAGCAAGAGAGGUUGUGUGAUUGUGACAUUGUUGUAGGUGAUGAUUCUCCCUGCAUCACACGUGUAGCUGGAGCUAGUUCAGGAAUUGCCACCGUGUUCAUCGGGCUGAUGAAUAUGUGGAAGUGAUAAUUAUAAUGUAGUGAUGGCAACUUGUUAGUAGUAUUCGGUAUAUUGUCUUAAAAUAUUUCCUCGCUGCAGCUAAUUUUUCAAUCAUAUUUAUAUA
Molecule: messenger RNA, 1547 nt
Organism: Oryza sativa Japonica Group (Japanese rice)
Lineage: Eukaryota; Viridiplantae; Streptophyta; Magnoliopsida; Poales; Poaceae
Source: RefSeq, a predicted model, not a curated record